AUGAUGUGAGUGAAUGCAUCGGCUGAAGGAUGUGACCUAUUUCUAGUCCCAUUAAUUUUCAUUACCUCUACACCUAAAUAUUAUCUGAGAAGUGUCUUGUGCUUGCCUGCUAACCAAAUAAUGAAGUCUAAAUUGUCUUUCAUUGCUAGCACACCCACCUGUUCUUCUCGCAACGUGCUACGUUCGUGGCUCAUCCUUUUGCAGAUGUGAAUGCAAUGCCAUAAAUGAAUAGCUGGGAUAAAAAGCCUCUCAGGAUGAUUGAUUGGCCUAACAUUUCAAAGCACUUGUAUCUGGCCGUGAUGGUAAGCAGGCUGCAUUCUGUUUUGAGGGAUGCAGAGUAUGAAUGUUCAGAAGAAAAACGGUAACUAGAAGAGAACAUUGGUGACGAAUGAACAUUUAGAGAGGGCACAGGAAGUCUGUGACUGCCCUGUCCUCUGCCCUUGCUGAAUGGGAUGUAAAUAUUUCCCAAUAUAAUUACACAAGCAGUCCUGAAUAUUCAUAAAUGUAAAUGAACUGGAUUAAAUUAACCCCUGCAAAGAAAUGUGUUAUUUCACUGGUGACUGUGGUGAAUUACUCACCCCCCCACACACACUUCUUAACUUUCUUUUUCAGUUUCUAAAAAUACAUAUAACAAACAACCCUCAUAUACCCUGCCCCCAGAAACAUUCCAUGCAUAUACACUGUAAAUAAUACUGCCAAAUAUUAAGUAAAUUUUGUAAAUAGUUUUGAAUUGAUUGCAUCUGAUAGGUGCUCUCCAUCUUAACAGAUUGUCCUAGAGUGAGCCAUGGGUAGCCGGUGGUGAGAGGACAACACUGACCUUUCGGGUGUAAUAAAUAAACAUGUGCCAUACAGUUUCAAGGUCAGCUUUGGUUUGUGUGGUCCUGAGCACUCUAAGAUAUUAGACAUGUGCAUCAACUCUGUUUGCAGCCCGAAUUAUGAGACAAAUAAGGAUGGUUCAGGUGAGGUUUACACAUAUUAAAGCUGAAUUGCACUGUCAAUAAAGCGUUCUGAGUUGGAUCAGAGAUUCUCAAAAUCCUGAGCUGCUCUGUGGACUCAAGUGCCCCCCCCCCAAAGCUGCAUUUCAGCAUUUAAAAUAAACCAACCACUUCAUUUCAUUUGCAAAGGUAAAACCAAUCUGAGUAGGGAAAUGCCCUGAGCUUGAGAGGUUAGCAGGUGGAGGGGGGUGGAUCAUUCAUUUUGAUGGACAGAUCUAGGUUUUGAUCACAGUAGAUUAUUUUCCAGGGCACUCCAGCUACACUGAUUUGAAUAGAGAAGUUUGCAGGUUUUUAGUAGAGCUCAUUAUAGGGCCGUUCCACUUUCCAUCUCCCUCAGUUCAGUUCUAGGGCUUUUUUGUAUGAUUUUUAAAAUUAUUAUUCUAAUCUUUUUCGGUUUUCCAACAAACAAUAUCUGCUUUGAUUAUUCUUAUAUUCAAUUUAUUUUUCAUUAGGUUUGUGCAGACUUCUCUUCCAGCCGUUCCCACCCAUCUUCUCCUGCUGCACAUGUUUGCUUAUUUGUUGCUUAUUACACACUUCCAUUUCUUUUUUUCUCCCAGUUUGCUGGUUUGAAAUUUCAUGCCUGUUCCCACCCCCACCCCCCAGCUUACUCCAGUCACCAACCCCCAUCUCCCUGCAUCAGUUUCUCUCUUCUGUUUCCUUCUCCAGGACCACGGCAUAUUCCCUCCCAAUGCCUCUGUUUCCUUCCACAGGACCACAGUGUGUUCUUUCUUCCUCAGCUUCCAAACCUACAAAAGGGUCACAAUAUCUUCUGCACCCAGCCACUCCAGACAAGCAUCUCCCCACGAACAGCUUCCCAUCAAAAGGAAAAAAUAUCUCCUCUCUCCCCCAUCCUGAUUUUGAUUUCUUUCUCUCUCUCUCUCCUCCCCUCAUCUGUCUCCCUCGGUGCCAUUGAGAGAGAGAGGCGAGCCCCACCAGCAUGUCAUGGUGACACCUUCCUGUCCUGUCCUGCCCUCCUCUUCCUCCGAGGGUGACCUAUUGAGGCUCUGGAGUUGAUUUCUGCAAGGACCAGCUUCCAGUUCUUGGCUCGGUCCACGUGCCUCUUAUUCCCUCUAGUGGCUCAGAAUCUCAUCACAGCGUGACAGUGGACCACUAUGAAUAAAUAAAUAGAGAGAAAGGUUUGCUCUCUAGGCCUGGUACUUUCCCCACCACGUAAACUUGUUUGUCCCUUAAGUUAGCUCCCAGUUAAUUUGAUCAUUGACAGCAUAUUAUUACUCAUUUACCAUGGGGUUCCUCUCUCAUUUCACCAGUUUCAGACAUGAUUGCCAGCAAAACACUAGUGAGGAAAAUUAAGUGAUCUAAUGCUCUUCCUGCAAAGAGUAAAGAGGAACUACAGCACUUAUCAUUCUUAAAGCUGGCAGAUUUCAUCCAUUCAGAAGGGGCAAACAUGCCUGCAAAUUGCAUCCAAUUCUGAGAUAAAAUUUAAAAGUUAUAUGUAGUUUUCUUAAAGCACACACAGAGAGAGACCUAAAAGGUUCCCUGUGUGAAAACUCCUGGGUGGAUCUUCCUGCAGUUUGGCAGACUUGGGGGAACCUGCAAAUUCCAUACACUUCUGUGCAAAGGAAAAAGGUUAGAUACAUUUUUUUAGAUUCACUAUUAUAGUCAAUAGGGAAGAGACAGAGCAUUCAAUCUAGCAGAUCUGUUUUAGGAAUGGGAAAUGGGGAAGACACAGAGUGGAUCCAAAACAGAUCAGUUUGCUUCCCAAUGCUAUAGACACAAAUACGAGAUGGAUAUUGUAUCCAGUGCACACUCUUAGUAAAUCUGCCUUAAUAUAUUCAACAAGUUUAUCAAAAGAAGAAAUGACAGUAGGUUUCGCUUGCAAUACGUUUGUGUGCAGACAUAUGUCUCCACCUAGUGAUCACUAAGAAUAAAGCCAGCCUCUAAACAAAAAUCUAGAAGUACCAGGGAAGAGGAAAUGCAUCACUGAAAAGGAAUACUAAGGAGGAAACAGAUGACAUUUUUAAAAGUUAAGAAAAAGAUAGGAAGCUGAGUAUUUUGCAAGCAUCCGGAGAUCUGGUUGAAGUUUCAUGGGGACUUUAAAAAAGAAAAUUGGAAACUGGUGUGGAAAUGUGGAGAGCCGAACUUAGGAUAAAUAAAAUGAGAAACAGAGAAGAACCAAAAUUGACAUAUUCACCCAUCCCUAUUUUUGAACAAAUACAAAUUGAAUUCUUUACAGUUGAUGGAGGUUAUGGGACAUUAAACUGCUCAGUAUGGGGUGGCUAAACGUUGUCCUGCCCCAAAGUAGAGGUUCUGAUACACUUUUUAUUAGAAUGCACUUUGUAUUUGGAUCUGUUGCUUUGAACCCCUUAUUGUUAGGAUUAGUAAUAACUCUCUGUUUAAGCAAAAUUCUAUUCCUAUUUUCCAGAACAGAUCACCACCUGACAUCUAGGACACUGAAAUUUGUAAAACUGGCUUUAGGAAAGGAGAAGAUGCUUACCAUCUUGGAUGAUAAUAUAUGCUAAUACAUGCCAACUAUUUGUAAUGAUAUAAUUUUUAAUCACAUUUUAACAUGACUUAAUGCAUUCCGUAUGUUCCUGUUUUGCAGUUAUUAUUGCCUUGUGUAUGUGAACGGCCUGAUUGGCUAGUAAGCAAUAACCUUAUUGGGUGAUAGUCAACUAGGCUUUACUCACAGUAGACCCACUGCAAUUAAUGAACAUGACUAAGUUAGGUCCAUUAAUUUCAACCACCUGUUGUUUUUAAUGCCAAACUGUGAGUUGUGUCAUGCUAACAGACCCAUUAAAACUUACAGACAUGACUAACUUGGAUCCAUUAAUUUCAGUCACUCUACUCUGAGUAGAACAUAACUGGGUGCAGCCCAGCGCUCUCACAUUUAUUUCUAAGCAUUAACCAAGCCCCAGCUUUCUAAACCCUAAUAAAGGUACACAGAGUUACAUUCUAAGUCUUUCUGCCUCUCUCUGCUCCCCAGUUGUCACCCAGCCAAAAAAGAAAGGCUCAUACACUUGGCCAAGUCCCAUGGUCCCCAUUUUCAGAUGCUUGCUGCACUGGCAAAGGAUCUAUCUCACCAUGAGGAAGAGUCUUGCCACACAGCAAAUAUGAGUGUAUAUCUGCUAGUGGGGAAAUGGUGUUGUUGAAAGCGCAGUCUUUUCAUUUCCUAUCUCGAUUGCGUUGGUACAACUUUCUGGUGCCAAUUCAUUUCAGAUGUCUAAAUGCCCUUAUUUUCUUGCAUACGUACUUCCUUGGUCAGAUCAAAUUCUGCUUAUAUCCAGACUGGCCAGUCUUAGUGUGUACGUGGAUUUCUCUGUCUAGACCUAGCUAUUUGGCAGUGUGCAGUUCCAGGAAUUUAGAUAAUAUGAAGCAAUGAAUACUUUCCUUGUGAAUUUGGAUUUGCAUUGGCACCUUUUAACAGUACCCACCUCACUAGUAAACAAACAGCUAGUGACCUAGUUCAAGAUGCCUUCCACAUUUCUAUUUUCCCUUAGCUCAGAAAAAAGUAUUUCAAGCUGCAUCUGGUGGGUUUUAAAAACAAAAAGCACAAAUAAAUACUGAUCAGAACAUUAUGCAAAUGUCUGGUGUCCUAAAAUAAGAUAGUGUAUUAUAAACUAUCCUAUGGAUAUUCAUUGCCUAAGCUUUACUGUAUAUUAUAGCUGGUCCACAUGCAAAAGACAACAUGACAGGCUCUGUUUUUUACUGCUAGCCUUGGAUGAGACUUGUUUUUCAUUGCUUGUGUUUCUAGCCACUAAAGUUGGAGUUCAAGCAUUUGAAGAGGCUUAUUUUCCAUUGCUUCUGCGUUUCUCAAGUGUGGAACUUGUGGUCUUCUAGAUGUUGUUGAGACUCCAGCUGCCAUCAGCCUCGACCAGCAUGGCCAGCAUGGGAGUUAUAGGCCAGCAAUAUGUGGAGGAUCACAGGUUCCCCAUCCCUACACUAGAGAAAUGAAAAAUAAGCCUGAUCAAAGGCCUUCACUCCAAUUCUGCAUUUUAUUUUGUUUUUCGUAACUUUGUUUUUCAUUAAGGAACUUGUGUUUGUAGCUGAUGCCAUUCAGGAAAUACAUAGUGGCUCACUCACUAUAAGCCUCAGGCUAUGCUAAGCAUCAGAGGAGAAGGGCAGGGCAGGGUUGCAUAUGCUGCCUGCACCGGUGCCAGUCAUUGAUGUGGCUACUAUUGUUUCAGCUGUCUUCAUUCUCACUCCGGUCUUCAAAAGCAGGUAGGGUUAGGAGGAACGGUGGCAUUAUCCUGAAUAGACCAUGCAAGAAAUGCACUGAACCAGAAUUUCAAGUGAUUGCAGCGGAUCAUUCCUCAUUCAAUCCAAUAUUUGUACAGUUAUAUAUGCUCAUUGUGGUUUUUGUUCCUGUUAGACAUGGUCACCAUGUAGAAAUGCCCUAAAUAUUUCAGGGACCUGCACAUAUCAGCCCAGCUGCUUGUGGACUCUUGAGAUACCAUCUCCCAAGCACACUUUAUGA
Molecule: messenger RNA, 5430 nt
Organism: Podarcis lilfordi (Lilford's wall lizard)
Lineage: Eukaryota; Metazoa; Chordata; Lepidosauria; Squamata; Lacertidae
Source: the annotation of a GenBank genome assembly